AUGCCGGCGGCUCACACUCGCGACGGUUCCCGAGACCGGGAGCUCGUUGUCAGAAACCAAUCAAUUCCCAUGUGGGACAGUUCAGAUCCCGAACGGGCGCCUCCGCCGCUGCCCUUGAACCCCGGCUCAACCAGUCCCGCGACGAAGGGCAACGUUUCGCCCGGUAUCCAAGCGAUGGCGGCCACCUUUACAGAGAAGAUGCGGGAAAACGCCCCAAGUCCAUACGUCUCCAACCCCAUGCCACCGAAGUCUUCACCGGAGAAGUCUCUGAUCAAAGGCCAAUUCCACAAGCGCAUGCAGUCGUUUCAGAAUAGCUCGGAUCCGCGAUCUGAGUUCCUAAACUAUCUAGAGAGCAAAUCGCCGGAACGGCCACAACGAGCAUCAACCUUUGAUUCGACGACAAAGCUGCCGGAGAGGAGUCUAAUGAAAUCCGAGGUAGAAGAGCCAGAAGCAGACCCCGAGCCCCCGAACUUGCUCAUCUCGCCCCGUUAUCUCUCCAAACCGAUCCUCGGGGAAAGCACCCCACCUUCUGCCACUAUGCUCGCGCUGCAGAACAUGCAGCUGCCCUGCGAACCCGAUUCGCAACCCAAGAGUGUCGAGUCCGACCCGUUCGUAGGGCCGAACCGUCCUCCUAACUAUAGCUUCGAAUCCUUGUCCACACAAAUCCACAGCCUGACCGAUAUUGCCAGCAACCUCCAGCGCGAGAUGGCCCAGCUCAGUCGCCGAAGUAAGGACAAUGCGACAGACCUCGUUAGUCUGAAAGCCGCCACGAAUGCGCGAGACGAAGAUAUCCGGAAAAGCCUCCGGGAGCUAUCGUCCAACUUGAAUUCGAGGUUUUUGGAUCCUGAUGCUGCCACAAGGUUUGAUUUCAGUACUCUCCUGGGUUCUGAUAGUGGUGUUAACUAUAGGGAAUCGGAUAGUUCUCCGAACUCGAAAAAGAGCUAUGCACGGAUGCCAAGUCCAAAUCCCUUCGCGGCCGCGAUGGAGCGCGAGUUGGCCGCUUCGCCUACGCCCAUCUCCGAUGGCUCGGCCAGUAUUGCGCUAUUGGAGAAGGUGCUCCGGGAGAUGGCCACCAAGGAAGGUCAGGAAAAGCUUACGGAGUUGGUCGACGAGAUCAAAGCCCGGCCCAUCUCGGAUGCUUCCGGCGAGCCGCUUGAUAGUAGGACAACAAAAAUGCUGGAGGAGAUCCUGAGUAUCGUCAAGGACGAGUGGGAGAGCAAGGCUUUGGUGCGGGCGCGUGCACCUUCUGAUGCCAGUCAUGCUGCUUUCAAGACAGGCAGAUCAAAAUCUAUGGACCCUGAGCACUUAUACGCUCCGGACCUGGGCAUGGUUCCCGGAGACAAUGGUCGACUAUCAACACGCUCUAUGUCUCACUCUGACGAGCAAACGACGGAAGAAAUGCUGUCAAUCAUGCGGCGCGUGAAGAACAGCGUGAUUGAAGGAGGGGGCAUGACAAAUGAAGUGAAAGCACUGGUACGCGAGUUGCGCGGUGAAGUGCUGGGCAUGGGGCGCAAUCUGGCCCGGAAACUGGAAGAAAUCGAGAUAGCUCGCGAGGCCGCGGAGGACAGGCCCGCCGGUCCCGGAAAGGAGGAGAUCUCUGCUAUUGUCAACGACAGUCUGUGCGAGCUGAGGGAGCAGUUGGAAGCAAUCAUCAGCGAAAACAAGCUGCACUCAGAUGCUCUCUCAGAAUUCCGCUCCGCAAUGGAUAGCGCCCAGCUAUACUCCAUUGUCCAACGGGCCUUUAAUGAUCUCGACUUAUCACAGUUACGGGAUGACCCGAGAGGUGCCACAAUGGAAAAGGACGACAUCCUGGAUGCAGUUAGAGAUGCCUGGGAAACGUACAAGCCCGAGAUUGAGCUGGAGAACUUUGGGCUGGAACGUGAUGAGAUCCUGGAAUGUCUGUCAGAAGGUCUUAAAGCCUAUCAGCCGCGGCAUGAAGAUGCGGUCACAUAUGAUCAAGUCCUGGCCGCUGUACAGGCGGGUAUGCAGCAGUUUGAGCAACCGCCCACAAUCACCAAGGACGAGAUUGUGCACACGAUCCGUGAAUGUCUCGAAACUUCUCAGACCGCUACCCGUUCUGUACACGACGAGAAGUUGGAUGCUAUUCGGGAAGAUAUACUGCAGGCGGUUACCGAAUCCGUAGCAUCCCAGAGAGCACUUACAAGGGAGUCACUUGACUCUGGCCUUGGUCGCGAAGAGAUCUUGGGCGCGGUCGCGCAGGGCAUCCAAGCGCACUUCACCUCUGCUCGGCAGCUUGAACAACCACAUGUCACCAAGGAGGACGUCGCCAAUGCGGUCAAUGAUGCAUUUUAUGCUCAGCAGUCGGCUCUCAGUACCAAUGUUCAGUCUACCGUUUCCCGUGACGAAAUCCUCGCAGCUAUUGCCGAGGGACUGGAGGCUCAGAACAGCAUGACCCGGGAGAUCGAAUUAAACAAGGACGAUCUCAUGGAAGCUAUCUCAGCUGGACUCCACGAGGCCAACGCCGAAAACCACAACAUCGGGGACCAGAUUCUUGAACGAGUCCUGGAGCACCAUGACGGUAUGAGAGAGGAGCUGAAGCAGCAGUCGCAGGCCAAGGAGCACGACGCCAUGCAGAUUCUGGACGCAAUUAAGGACGGCAUCGCCGUGGUGCGACAGGAGGUCGAAGGCUACGCUGCUACCGCCGCUGAAGCCUCUGGCACGCAUGAAAUCAUGGACACCGUGAAGGAAGGGUUCCGACUGCUCCAGGCGGACAUGGAGAGGACAAUCGCCGAGAGCGUAGUGGCUAGUGUUCCCCGCAACCCAGAUACCCCAGAGCUCCUCGAUGCCAUGGAGAAGGAGUUUGAACACCUUCGAUCUACUAUAAGCUCUCUACUUCGGACAGAGCAGAGCACAUCAAGUGACAAGGACGAAAUCCUCGACGCCAUUCGCGAUGCCUCGGAGGCUCAGAAAAUCCCUAAGAACCAGGAUAUCGCGAGCAUUAUCAAGCAAGAGUUCGAGCAGCUUAGGGAAUCCAUGAACAUGAGCCUUGUUCGUGCGGAGCCCGAAGCGCCGAAGAGUGACAAAGACGAGAUCAUUGCCGCUCUUCGUGAGAACCUUGACACUUUCCGCGGUGAGAAGAGCGUGACAAAUGACAAGGAUGAUAUCAUUGCUGCGCUUCGCGAGCAUCUCGAAAGCUUCCGUGGUGAGCGGACCGAUAAGGACGAAAUCAUUGCCGCUCUCCGUGAGAACCUCGACGCUUUCCGGGGCGAGAAGAGCACCACGAACGAUAAGGAUGAGAUCAUUGCCGCCCUUCGCGAC
This is a messenger RNA of Aspergillus bombycis, 3279 nucleotides long. Its product is annotated as chromosome segregation ATPase family protein. The record is from RefSeq and is a predicted model, not a curated record. The transcript is spliced from 2 exons. Gene Ontology annotation, molecular function: heme binding. NCBI's taxonomy places the organism in Eukaryota, Fungi, Ascomycota, Eurotiomycetes, Eurotiales, Aspergillaceae. The annotation marks the transcript as partial.